CCACUGCUAUUUGGAAUUAUUUUCAGUUGCACGUGUUUUUUCUCCAGAAGAAGGCGCCAUGAAGUGUUUGUUGGCUCUGUUACUGUUCGGAUUGGGUUCGACCUGGGCCCAAAUCAUCACCAGCGGCCAAUGUCCAACGCCGCCGGUUGUGGAAAACUUCGAUCUGGAUGCGUUCAUGGGCGAAUGGCGUGAGGUGGCCCGUUACGCGCAUCGCUACACUCAAAAUACCCACUGUAACUCGGUCAUCUAUUCGCCCAACGAGCAUCCGGUUAGAAACGUUUGGGUAGAGCAUAAAUACAUCGUCUAUCCUGGGGCGGUCAUGAUGUCCAGCUAUGGAGUAGCCAUGCACAAUGAUGAACAAGGAGCCCGGAUGAAUGCCAGUUUCAGUGGAAUGCCUGAUCCAUUUGGAGAUUACUGGGUAAUCGACACAGACUAUACCAACUUUGCUUUCAUCUGGGGAUGUUUCCAAGUUUCCGAUAACAUCAAGGGAGAAUACUACUGGCUCUUGUCAAGAGAUGAAGAUGACUUCUCAGCUGAUGUGCAGAACCGUGUGAAUGAGUUGGCUGAAGAAUAUUUGAUUGCACGUCACAUUGAAACCACUCGACACGAUUUGUUCUACUGCGUGAAUCGUGUUGAGCCUGAUGGCAAUGCUAAAGUUGAGGAGGGCAAUGUUGUCGAGAGCAAAGUUGCAGAGAUGAGGAGCAAACGUGUGAACGUUUAAUGAAGAUUGUUGUCUGUGGAACCAAGAAAAAAUUAAAAUAAAAUAUGAAAUCGUGUUUACCGGAAAAAUAAAGA
Molecule: messenger RNA, 795 nt
Organism: Uranotaenia lowii
Lineage: Eukaryota; Metazoa; Arthropoda; Insecta; Diptera; Culicidae
Product: apolipoprotein D-like
Exons: 4
Coding region: 59-721 (220 amino acids)
Molecular function (GO): pigment binding
Source: RefSeq, a predicted model, not a curated record